CGGGACAUCCUUUAAAGAAGCAAAUGCUUGUGAGUGGUUAUGGAGAAUAGUGACGUCGGUCAGCAGGGAAAUAUGGCAGAAGCAGCGGUAGAAAGUCCGGCUGCUAGAUUUUUCUGUCACAGAUGCACUCAAGAAAUAAAUCCAGUUUUACCUGAUUAUACAUGUCCCCGUUGCCAGUCUGGUUUCAUUGAGGAAUUAGCACAAGGACCUCCAGAACAUGAUGAAGUAUCCGAUGAAGAUGUCAAUGCUUUUUCUCAAAUUGCAAAUAUCUUAAGCAUGGCAAGUUAUAUUCAAAGGUCUGAGGACCCGUCUUUUGGUCAAAAUGCUCAGGAUGGCAGAGAAGGCAGGAAUUUAUCUCGAGCGGGACCUUCUAGGCGUGCUAGGUUAAGUCGAAUCCCAACUCGUCGUUCUGGUCAGGAUAUAGAAGCUGUACGAACAAGGGCAGAAGGGUUUUUACAACAGUUAGUUUCUACAUUAUCAGAAAACACAGGUUUAGUAACGAAUGCUAGUUUUCCUGUAUUUCUGAAUCUACAUAGUAAUCCAGGGGAUUAUGCUUGGGGUAGAGGAGGUUGGAAUGCUAUAAUAACUCAAUUAAUUAAUCAAUUAGAUGGCACAGGACCGCCUCCGUUACCUAAAGAAAAGAUAGAUGAAAUUCCUAUUGUGAAUAUUCGGCAAGAACAAGUUGAUAAAAACCUUCAGUGUACAGUAUGUAUGGAGGACUUCAAAUACCAAGAACCUGUUCGUCGACUAUCUUGUGAUCACCACUUUCAUAAUGAUUGUAUUAUUCCAUGGCUUGAAUUGCAUGGUACCUGUCCUAUAUGUCGAAAACUGCUUAAUGACAGCUCGAGCCAAGAGAACAUCUUUUCCAGUUCUACAAAUUUACCUGAUGUAAUUACUUUACCUGGUUCUGUAAUUUCUCAAAGCAGUGAUAAUGGUGCUUCUGCAAUGGAGACAGAUGACAUGUCCAGAAGAAAUGACAGUUAUAAUCCUCACCUGCCAUCAGUUUAUGAUUUCACCGAGGAAUUUGAUUAAUUGUCAGUAGUUAGGAUCUUGUAAAUAAGGUAGUGCAUCUGCCAUAGACAGUUUUUGUUCCUCAUCUUAUGUUUCCCUGUCACAGCGUGAAUGGCAAGAUUAAAUUAUGAGCCUUACAGCAGUUGCCUCUCUUUACAUUUGAAGUAUAAAAUGAUUACACUCAAUAAGUUGAAUUGUCCUUAGUCUUUAAAAACUGUAAAAAUACAUUUAACAUACCAGUAAAAAAAUUUAAGGGUACUUAUACUACUAGAAUACUUUCUUUCAUUCAAAAUUUUGUCUAAUUUUCCUUUUACAGUAAUUUAAAGUUAAUUAUUCUCUUAAAAUGCAUGUAUAUUAUUUCAAAAAUCCCAUUACUAUUGUACCAUCACAGACAGUUUGCUUUUAUAGUCAUCAUUCACAUGCUCAUAUUCACAGCAUAUAAAAUUAAAACUAUAUAUUUCUUAAUCUGCAUGAAUAAGUUUUUACAAUUUUCAGGUAUAUACCUAAAAUAGUUGAAGUGUUAUUGUGUUUAGUAUUGCAUGUUUUCUGUGCUAGUUUCUCAUUUUGCAAUAUGAAAAAGAUAAAUUCCAAAAUAUGGCAAAUGCAUAGAUAUACAUCAGUUUUUAUAGUUUUUCGGCUUGUGAUUAAGGGCUUAAAUCUUAUUGUACUUUCAGUUGUACUAUAAAGAUAUUAUCAUGCAUAUUUUAAUUCAAUUCUUGCCAAAUGAUUCAUUUCAUAAAAUAUUUAUAAAAAAUGCAAAUGAGGUAGAACCCUUGCCUUUAUGUGACUAUUAAUUUUAUUGUAUACACAUUUUUCAAACUAGUGUGUCCGUUUCUUUAAUUGAAUUGUUUUUAUUGUUGAAAAUCGAAAUGUGUAUACUGCAUUCACAAAUGGAAUCGUUCAUGAUAUUUAUUCUUAUAAGUACUGUGUGCUGCACAGAAAUAAUUAUUAAUUUGCAGUUUUUUUUUUCAUAAAUUAUUAUGAUCAUAAUCUGCAUCAUCACCAUAAUUCAAGCUGUAUAAUUUAGAAUUUUGCUGAGUUAAAGUAUUUAAUAAAAUGUUAUGCAUGACAUGAUAAAGAAUGAGCUGCUCUUCUAGAUUUGCUCUUUUAGCUGUUUGACGUACCUUGAACUUUUGCAUUGUAUUGUAAAAAACAAAACCAAAAAAAGGGAAAAUUGAUCAAGGCUUUUGUACAUAGUCUAAAUAAAUAAAUCAUUCUUUUGUAUAAAUAAAAUAUUAUAUAUCUAUUAUAUAACAUGUAUAAUUUAUGCUGUUUCUUUGAAAAGGCAUAAAAUGGUAGGUGUGUAAAAAGGUAAUCAAGCAUUCACUUCAGAAUGUACCCUUUGAGAAAAACAAUUCUGGAUUUUUUUUUAAUUGUGUGGCAAAUAUUUAGAAUUAAUAAAACAAAAGUUUGCCAUGUAAUGAGAUGGAAAAUGUUUGUGUAGAAUUAUAUGCAAUAUUUCAAAUUAAACAUCUUCAUUUGUUUAUCAAAAGAAAUCUUCAAAUAAUUUGUGUAAGCAAUGCUGAGUAGAUAAGAUUGCUGGACGCUAGUAGUUAACCCAUAUUCAAAUUCUACUGAAAGGGCUAACUACAUCGCAGUUUUCAUUAUUUUCUUCAUAUGUAACAUAAACACAUCUUUAGAAUGUCCUCUAUGGUGACAUCCUUUUCCUCAGGCAAAUAGUCCUUUAAAAUCUGUGCCUUAUCUGGCUAAGCAGAUCAACAUCUAAACAAUUACAGUAAAAGCCUGACUAUCCGGCAUACAAAUAACUGGAAUAUUUUUUGAAUUUUAGAAAUAUUUUCCUCUAAAAAAAGUAAGCAUACGAGAGACUUGUAGGCAAUUAUAAAACACGUGCAAGACGCUGAUGCCAAACAGUAUUAUUUCAUACCAGUAAUAUAUAAACUUGACAUUGCAUCAUAAUCAUAAGAUUCACCUUGAUUUUAUCUUAACACAAUUAAUUCUGGUCAGUUUAGAAUUUGUAAAGAAGAAUGUAACUUAUGUACUGUUUAUCUGUUUUUCUUUACAUUUAAAAAUAGUAAUAAAAUAAAAUUUGGGUGCC
This is a messenger RNA of Stegodyphus dumicola, 3067 nucleotides long. Its product is annotated as E3 ubiquitin-protein ligase RNF126-like. Gene Ontology annotation, cellular component: nucleus. Lineage: Eukaryota; Metazoa; Arthropoda; Arachnida; Araneae; Eresidae. Gene Ontology annotation, molecular function: ubiquitin protein ligase activity. Gene Ontology annotation, biological process: ubiquitin-dependent protein catabolic process. The record is from RefSeq and is a predicted model, not a curated record.